AUGAAGUUCACCACUGCAUUCACCAUCUUGGCCGCGGUCGCCCUCACCAACGCCCGUGUGCUCCGACGUGCCCCUCAGGCCAACUCUCAGACCUUCACUGGUGCCUUGGGAGGAGUCGAAGCCACUCCCAUUCUCGAUUCCGGCAACGAGGACCGUCCCUUCGAAGUCAAUGGCGCCACGUUCGUCAACCUCGGGGCUGCCCUCCAGCGAUCUUGCGACCAACAGUUCAACGGCUGCGCAAACUUGGCCAACUCUGGCCAGGGCGACUUUGACACCUCCGAGUGCCAGGCUCAGAAGGAUUUACGUAUGUUAUGCCAGAGAUCAAACGAUCCAGAAUGUAUGAAAUUUGAUGACCCUCCAAAUAACUUCCACUGUUGUUACUUGAAUCCCAAGAUGAAGUAG
Molecule: messenger RNA, 402 nt
Organism: Aaosphaeria arxii CBS 175.79
Lineage: Eukaryota; Fungi; Ascomycota; Dothideomycetes; Pleosporales
Exons: 2
Coding region: 1-402 (133 amino acids)
Source: RefSeq, a predicted model, not a curated record